Molecule: messenger RNA, 3584 nt
Organism: Helicoverpa zea (corn earworm)
Lineage: Eukaryota; Metazoa; Arthropoda; Insecta; Lepidoptera; Noctuidae
Gene: Nup133
Product: nuclear pore complex protein Nup133
Exons: 21
Coding region: 81-3377 (1098 amino acids)
Biological process (GO): protein import into nucleus; poly(A)+ mRNA export from nucleus; transcription-dependent tethering of RNA polymerase II gene DNA at nuclear periphery
Cellular component (GO): nuclear pore outer ring
Molecular function (GO): protein binding; structural constituent of nuclear pore
Source: RefSeq, a predicted model, not a curated record
UUUUUUGUUUGACGUUUUGAAUUAGUAAUUUUGUGCUGUUUCAGUUAGUUUGCGUAUAAAUCAUAAUAGUAUUAUUCGAAAUGGAUUACAGCAGCACGGGUGCGAUGAGAAGUCCGUUCUCGCCUCGAGUGAGGCAGUCUGUUACAGGGCGAAGGCCCAUUGGGCUUUCGUCAGCUAAAAAGAACCAAAGUAAAUUUAUGCAGCCUACGGGUGAACCAGCUGGAGAUGUUGUGUACAAAACUCCAUUAACGACAAUAGAGACUUAUGGGAUGCCCCUCCCUGUGAUGGUUACUGAAGCCCUAACAUUUGCGAGUGGUGAGGUGAGCGUGCGGCUGUCAGCAUGCGGCUGGUGCUGGAUAGUGUCGGGGCGGCGCAUCAUCUCGUGGCCGCGCACCUCCACCACGUCCAGCAACACGUCCCUGGCACCAGCCAGCACCAUCGCCAGGGAACUGUCUCUGCCUCAGACAGAUCUAGCACACAAGGCUGAUCUAGUUGUACUAUUCUAUAUGGAAGGCGCACAGAUGCCAUCCUGUAUCGGAGUGUCCCCUGAGGGUACAGUCCGCUACUGGCCGUCGGUGGGUCAGGAGGGAGUGUACACAGACGUUUCAUGUGAGUUGGCCGGCCAGGAGUGUGAGAAGUUGGGAGACUACACUCCUGAGGGCCUGGUGCUGGCCACCACUACGUGCACCGUAGUGCUGCUCAACCCCACUGUUGUUGAGGGCCGCGCGACGGUGACGUGUCGCACGCUGCGGCCGCCCAGCGGCUGGCUCGGCGGCAUCGGCCGCCGCGUCUCGCUGCUGUUCUUCGGCUCCAUGCCCGCACACGCUGACACGAAACUAGUGGGUGUGGUGGUGCUGCCGGGCGGCGGCGACGCGGAGAGCACGAUCGCGCUGGUGUCCGGGGGCCCGGCGCUGCAGCUGUGGCGCGGCGCCGAGCUGCACGAGCACGCGCUGCGCCGCCCGCUCACCGACGCCGUGGCCAGGACGCAUCUCGCCUCGCACGGAGACCUGAAUAGCUUGGAGAUCAUGGCGCUGGACGUGCAGCCGAGCGGCAACAACGGGCUGCUGCUGCUCAUCGCCACCGUCAACGUCGCGCGCUCGCCCGAGAUGCGAUACGCUAUCGCGCACGUGAGCGUGGAGGACGUGUCCGCUCCGCGCGUGUCGUGGCUGGUGCAGGCGCGGGGCUGGGCGGGCGACGCGGACGAGCCGCCGCGCUUCCUGCCGCUGCCAAGACACGCGCUGCUCUACACCAGGAACUACAUCGCCAUACUCUCCACGACGGUGUCGAACGACAAGGUGGAGUACAUCGACGUGUCGGGCGAGGGCGACGCGGUGCUGGGCGCGGCGCUGUGCGGGCCCACGCCGCUGCUGUUCAGCCGCAAGCACGGCGUGCUGGCGCUGGCGCAGCCGCCGCAAGCGCAGCCCACGCCAUCCAUGUGCGAGAGUCCGCUGGGCUCGCCGUGUCCGUCUGACAUGUACGACGGCAACUUGUCGCUCUACGAGAUAGAUCCGCAUGAGGUGAGCCUGGUGACGCAGGACGCGUGCGGCAAGCUGAAGACGGCGUUCCUGUUCCACGUGCGGCGCGAGACGGCCGCGUGCCGCGCCGCGCUGGCGGAGCUGUUCCCCGCGGGCGACGAGCGCGACGUGGACGCUCCGCUGGACCGCGCGGCGCGCCGCAUCGCCGCCGCGCUGCUGGACGACGCGCCGGCCGGCGACCCGCGCUGGCGCCGGCGCGGGCCCGCCACCGACAUCUGCCUCGGCAGCUCGGCGGCGCUGCAGCUGGACCGCCAGCUGCGCGACAAGCAGCGCGCCUUCUCGCUCUUCUGCGACUUCCUGCGCGCCGUCGGGCUGUGGCAGCGCCUCGGACUCGUCACUAACGAGUCGGGCGGCGGUGUGGUGAGCACGGAGAGCGCGCUGGGCGGGCUGGCGGAGCAGCUGGCCACCGCCAUCACGCUGCGCAAGCUGCAGCAGGGGCCCGACGCGCAGCUCAUCGACGCUGCCAUAUAUCAGGUGGUGUGCGGCAGCCGCGCGGAGCUGGAGGAGGAGCCGGAGGUGGAGGAGGCGCUGGCGUCGGGCGCGCUGGCGCCGGCCGACGUGUGCUACCGCCGCGUGUCGCGCGUGUGCCGCGUGCUGCGCGCGCUGCGCGUGCUGGCGGCGCUGCUGCGCGCGCGGCACGCGGCGCGUGCGCACUGGCCGCCCGCGCCGCCCGCACUGGGCUCGCGCACGCUGCUGUCCUGUCUCUCCGAGUUCCACACGCGCGCCGUCACACAGGCGGCACACGAUUGCCCGGAGCCGGCGCUGCGUGCGCAGGUGUACGAGACGGCGGCCGACCUGGCGGACCUCAUCCUCGCGGACGCCGAGCUGCUCAACGCCUCCUCGCACACACAGCAUCUGUACGAGCGCAUCCGCAGGGACACCAUACAGCCUUACGUGGACGAGGGUCAGCGUGAGCGCGCGGCGGCGCUGGCGGAGAAGUUCAAGGACUUCGAGCUGCUCAUCGAGAUGUGUGUCGACAGCGACGACAUCGACAAACUGUUCGCCUACAUCGAUAAAUAUUCUAAUGAGGGCAUAGCAGAGAUAACAUUCGCGCGGCUGGCGGAGGGCGGCGGCGGCCGCAGCGCGCUGCUGCUGCGGCGCGUGGGCGCGCGGCUGGCGGCGCCGCUGCGCGCGUGGCUGCAGGCGGCGCCGGCUCGUACUGCCCUGCUGGCGCUGCAUCUGCUCAGCACGCAGCACCUGGCCGGAGCUGCCGACGCGCUGCUCGUGCUCGCCAAUGAGGAGGUCGACAGCGUCAACAGGCUCACGACGACGGCGUCGCUGGCCAAGCUGUGCCUGCAGGCGGACGCGGCGGGCGGCGGCGCGGAGAGCGGCGCGUGGCGGCGCCUGGAGUCGCGCCUGGCGCUGGCGGCGCAGCACCGCGCGCUGCCGCGCCCGCUGCGCCUGCACCACGGCCUCGACGCCGGCGACUCGCCCGUGCUGCCGCCAGACCAACUCGUGCAGAUGUACAUAGAGUCGGAGAGCUCUGGGCUGACGGAGUACGACUACAAGAAGGCGCUGGACCUCACGGACUACGUACACGACAUGGAACGCAGGGACGACCUGCGCCUCAGGGUGUGGUGCGCGUGCAUCCGGCGUGACGACUGGUCGUCGUGCCGCGUGGACUCGCCGGCUGACGAGCUGCACACCAAGAUGUUCUUCCGACUCAUCGACCUCGUGCACGUCAUGGGCGGGGACCUGGAGCUCCUUCUCCCGCCGGUGGAGGACAUCCUGACGGCGCCGGAGCUGGCGGAGCUGGUGUCCGACCCUCGCUUCCACUUCAUCAUCAAGUACGGCUACGAGUGCGUCGACACCACCAGGAACCACGACAUGACAGACGAGUAAACACCACACUGAUGAUGUAUCACUCUCUAUGGGUGUCAAAAGUGAGAAUUUUAAUAUUAAGGUUAUAUGGGAUGCUGGUUUAAUCUUUAUGUAAUUAAUAUAAAUAACCUCAAAGUUAUGACAUCAAAAUAUUAUUAAUUUUUAUGAACUACUAGAUUUUCCCCGCGGUUUCACCCGCGUCCCGUAGCCGGAUGGUGACAAAAACUA